Messenger RNA from Styela clava, 3973 nucleotides. RefSeq lists its product as uncharacterized. The record is from RefSeq and is a predicted model, not a curated record. NCBI's taxonomy places the organism in Eukaryota, Metazoa, Chordata, Ascidiacea, Stolidobranchia, Styelidae.
UUUCGAUUACAUUAACUGGGAGCAUCUACAUUAUAGAUUCUGUGCGAACAGAAGUCAAAACUUUAAAUUGUACUGGAAUCUCAUGUUAACAAAAGUAUCAUACUUUUAUCUAUGCAUUUAAAGUAAACCUUUCAUAAUGCGAAUUAGGCAGGUUAAGAAUCAUCUGAGUCAAAUUUUAAUUGUGGGAGUUACAUUGUAUCUUGUGAUAUACAUACUGAAAGAUGAUACUAAAGAAAUGACAAUGGAAAUCAACAGAUAUGAAAUAAAGAAAGAAAAUGAUAUUUCAAUGUCGGAUCAAGAAAAAGCGGAUAAAUUAGCGUUGUCAAUGGCGGAAAAGAUGCACGAAAAUGAACGAAGAAAAAUGAAGGCAAAGCAAAUUGAACCCAACUUUUUUUCCGGUAUCAACAAAGUACCGCAGAAUGUGAUGGAAACAAUAAUUGCUCAGGUACCGGGUGGAAAAGAUGCACUUUCACGAGGAGACAAAGUGGCACAAGCUGCUAUGCAACGUCUGUUUGCAAAAUAUAAAACCGAGUUACUGCAAUCAAAAUUAAGCAAUAACAAACUUGCAGAAAACUUUGCAAAGAGGAUGUUUGAUGACCAGAAAAAAUUGGGAGCUUUACCAGAUAUACGAGACGGGCCGCCUUUUUAUGACCCCAAAAGAAUUCCUGGUCUGAAUGAUCAGGACCCCAAUUUAAACCCCCUUGUGGGAUCAGACCCCAAAUCUUUGAUGUUGCAACGUCUUGUGCAGAAAUUAAACCCCAAAGGUGAUAAUAAAAUCUAUCAAAUGCUAGAAGACAAGCUUAUAAACGGAGGGGGAAAUGCAGGUCAACAGGGCGCAGGGAGAAAUAUAGACCCUAACGCUAUGAUUUUGGAAAUACUAGCAAAAAAACAAGGCAAUCCUAAUCCGAAUCUAUUAGCUCUUAUGGGACAACAAUUUAAUAGUAAUCCCAGUUUAAACGUACAAAAUGUCAAUAAUGUUAUGCAACCCAUGCAACCGGUGCAAAAUGAUGGCACUGGUUUGGAUGUCCCAAUCCAAUCCUUAUUAGACCAACCUAAAGAGGACGCUAAAUGGCCUUUAAGUCAAGAGGGCCCGGCUGCUGCUGAUCCUAACCUACCCUUAAAUUGGCAAUCUGGCAUUAAUCAACACGAACUUAUCAAGAUAAAGAAUUUCAUAAAAAAAUAUGAAGGAAAUGAUGGGCGAAUAACAAAAUUAAAAUUAAUGCUGAAUAUUGCGGAACCGCAAAAAGUAGACACGGGAAUGGUAAAUUUAGAAUCUAACAUCGGAUAUGACGGAAAUCAACCACAAAACCAAUUUAUUGGACAGGCCAGCCUAGGAGACGCUAAAUUAAGUGAUUCUGAUUUAAAUUCAAUGGUCGAGUCGGAGGCGAAUUCAAAUGACAAACCAUUGCCUCCUGAAUACAACGUUGGACAUGCGAGUUUAGAUGGCCCAGGAUUGGACGAUUCCCAAAGAUUACCUAAUGUACUGCAUGAGGUCGAGAUAAAAGAUCAAGAAAUUGACUCCAAUCAGAAUGAAAUGAAUUAUCAUCUAGAAAAAAACAAUAUACGUGAAAAUAUUGUUGACAAAAAUGGCAAAAUACUACUUGAAGAACACAACCCUGGACAUGCAAGUUUAGACGGCCCUGGAUUGGAAAAUUCUCAAAACGAUCCAAAUUUCGGUGACAAUAAAAAUAUACUAUCUAAUUCACAUCUGGAGAAACUUAAUCUAAAAGAAAAUAUUGCUAAAUUAGAGCAGCAAAAUGUCGUAAGUUCACAACUGCAAAAUUCUCUCGAUAACAGCCAAGAUGUGGCAGAUGGUAACAAAGCACUCGAAAACUCAGACAAUGCAGAGCAAACAAUCAGGGGGAAUGAAAAUCAAAACGAAGUAAAUGGAAACGAUCAGCAAAACGACCAAGGUCAGGAAAGAAAAGAUGUGAGCAGAAAUAAAGUGAGAAGAGACUUUGAAAAUAACGAAGAGGAAAGUAAGAAAGAAAAAGAAAGGUCGAAGAAGAGUGGACUGACAUUCAUGAGUCCACAAGAAUUUGAAGCAAUGAUCAAAGAACAGGACGGUGGAACAACAAAACGUCCAGAUUUUGAUUUUGGAAAAGUUAGAGUUGUCGUGGUAGACCCGUCCAAAGACAGAAUGGGAAAGACCAUCAAUAUAACGAGAAUAAUGACCGUUGAAGAGUACAAGAGGUGGAAACCUCAGGAAUAUAUAAGAAUGUACGCGAAUCCAUUCCAGAAAGGAGACGUUCCACCGACGUUGAUGCCUUAUGGGCCUGCACUUCUGCGACCUAACCCAAGAUCACUGAUAACAGAUCUGUCAAUGAACGUUCAAACAGAGAAAAUCGAACUUGAUUUACUUAUUGAGAAAAAGAGGAGAAUGGCUAAUGGAGAUGACGAUAUUUUCCAGAUUCCAGAAGUGAGAGAUGAAAUGCAAAAUAAUCCCAAAGAAAUCCCGAAUAUCAUACAUUUUAUCUGGUUUUCUUGCCAUAGAUACAGAGUACACCACUUUUUAAGUAUGAAAAGCGCAAUAAAAGUGCAAAAACCAAGACUGAUUUUACUUCACACAAACUGCGCUCCUAGCGGCCCAUACUGGGAAGAAUUUGUCUCUGAAGCGGGUACAAAACUGAAGAUAGUGAAACGAACUCCUCCCAAUAGAAUCUGGAAUCACAACGUUACAAGAGUGGAACAUCAAUCGGAUGUCGCCAGAUUACAAAUUCUUCUUGAGGUUGGAGGAAUAUACAUGGACGAUGAUAUGAUCAUAUUAAAGUCACUGAACCCACUCAGAAACAACAGCAUGGUUCUCGGAGAAGAAAACUACGAUGCACUUGCAAACAGCAUGGUAUUAUCGAAUCGAAAUUCAUGGUUUUUGCGAAGAUGGUAUCAAGAGUAUCAGACUUUCAAUGGAUCGAAAUGGAGCCAUAGUUCAUGCUUUGUCCCUUGGUCACUGUGGAUGAUAUUCCCAAACACAAUACACAUCGUCAAAGAGACGUUACUGCGACCGAACUGGGAGGAAAUAAAAUAUAUUUAUCACGAAUUAUGGGACUGGUCCCAUAAUUAUGCUAUGCAUUUAUACUCAAGGUUCAUGAGAGCAUUAGAUGGAACACCUGAACGAUCAUUACGAGAACUAGCAAUAUUGAAUACAACGUAUGGGGAAAUAUCGAGAUUUAUUUUGUGGGGUAGCAAAGAGCCAAGAGAUAUUACUGACUGGGUUUGAAAUUAUUGAAAUGAAGCCUUCUUAGCAAAGAAUAAAAUACAAUAAGCUCAAAGCAAAGAUAACUCGAUGUCCACCAAGUGGAGAAAAAAAGAACUGAAAAUUUUAAUAUAAACCAAAUACAGUCUAUCAGAAACUAGAACUAUGAGUCUAUUCACAAUACAAUCUGAAUCUUUAUAAUUAUUACGUUUUGUUGGGUCGUGAAAGUAAAAUAUAAUAGACAUGAAUAAUUUAACCGAGUGGAAAUAAGAUAUACAAUAUCUAAAUGUUAUUUAUUGAUACAUUAUGAGAAAUUCGGAAUAUCCAAAUCCCUUUCCCAAACUUUGAAAAAGAUACAUUACAUAAUGACAUUUGUUUAUUUCUAUACUUAUUCUGCCGCUGGGAUUCAACUCUUAUUAGACGCAACUCAAAUUAUAAGUAUGCGACAAAAGGAGUUUUGUGCUUAAAGCACAUAUUAAAAAAGAUAUAAUGCCACGCAAUUUUUCUCUCUAUAUUAUGUUGAAUAUUCUAUAUCAAUUCAUAUUACAUUGAUUGAUACCAAAAUAACUAGUGCAAAAAAAUUGUACGUAUGACGUAUAUUUUAUUCUUUAUCAAAGUUGAAUAUCAUAUACGAAUGUUGUUUUGCCAAUGUGUGCAUUCUUGUAUAUGUCUUCAAACCGACAGGGUUGGAAUCUUUUGGUCGAGCGAUAUUAUUUGAUAUAUUAUUUGAAACAUCUCUUAUUUUAUUAAAAAUGAUAUUUUUCAUUUUGAAUGUUUUAA